CUUGCAGGUACCGACGCUCACUAUCCGGGAGCUUUGCAGAAGCACCCAUUGCUUCGUGUUGCUGAGUUUGAGGCAGAGACGGCCACCCUUGUCCCACCAGCCUCCCCCUGCCCUGAAAGAUGGUGAAGUACGGCCUCGACUACACGCGGUGCAGAUGGAUCCUACCCCUGCUCCUGGGCAUAGGCGUUAUCUUUGGUAUCAUUGCGCUGGCGGGCAGGGGCUGGCUGGAGUCGCAGACGUUGCCCUACGUGCACCAAGCGUCGUUAUGGGAGAGCUGCAGGAGGCCUCAGCAGGGUGGGGAAUGGACCUGCGAGUCCCUCAUGGGUUACGCUUGGGGAAGAGCUGCUGCUGCCACAUACCUGGUCGGCUUUAUACUUCUAGUCAUCUGUUUUGCUCUGGCCAUCAUAGCAUUUGCCAUUGACACACUUCGGUUCAACUUCAUACGUGGGAUUGGAGGCUUGCUUUUUGUCGCUGCUGUGUUCUCCAUCAUGGGCCUGGUCAUUUAUCCAGUAAAGUUCUCGACUGAAAUUGAAAUGACGGGAAUCAAUAUGUUCAGCUGGGCCUACGGUUUUGGCUGGACCACUGCCAUUAUGGAAAUAUGCUUGGGAUUCUUCUUCUGCUGCCUUCCUAACUAUGAAGAUCAGAUCUUGGGUAAUGUGAAGCCCACAUAUUUUUACUCUUCCCCAUAAGCAUGAGGAAAAAUGUGUUCAUAUUCCAGAGAUAUCUGACAGAGCAGCUACAUUUUCCAGAGUAUCAUCAUUGGAUGUUAGUAGAAAAGGCUGGAAACUUUUCAAAUGUGUGUAGAAAAACAGUACUGGAAUUCUGCAAUAAAGUUAUCUACUCUAUUUUGGACCUUCAUAUCCAAUAUGGGUUGGUUAGAUAAAAUCUAAACAUUAAAAAACCUUGUGUUUCCUUAUUAAUUCCCAUGAGUAGGGUGCAUGUGAAUUCCAUUGCAUCUUACAUGCAUUCAUAUUUCUAAUUAAAUUCAGUAAAGCUUUUUCAAACUGCGAAUAAACAAAAAAACAUAUAUCAUCUUCCUGAAGGAAAGCAGCUCAUAAAAAUCCCAUUUUGUACGCAUCAUCUUUAACCUGAAGAUUUUGCACAUUUUACAAGAACCCAAAUACCACUGACUGCCAAAGUGGUAAAUUAGUCAGCCAGCACUUCAUAGCUUUGCUUCCAUUUUUCAUUCAUUCACUUAAGCCAUAGGGACAGGGUAAGAAAAGGACGAGAGAAAACCCCCUACCAAAGCCAGCAUGUUGAUUUUUACCCAUCCAUGUGAAAUGUAAGUAUUUAUUUCUAAAUAUUUGUAAGAGUAAGCAAGGAACAUCAGUAAACCCUUAAAAAUCCUGGCAUGCUGUUGCUGGGGACAGCACAGAGCAGGCAGAGACAGAAGGGAUUUCAAGCGACACCUGCAACCUACAGACCUGGUUUGAAGAGGAUCCUGGGGCAGCUUUCUUCGUGGGCAUCUGCCUCUGUUAUCUGCUGUACCAAAAUCUAUGACUUUAAAAAGCUCCGUUAUACUGGUCCAGCUCUUUUAUCCAGCAUAGAAGGGCCAGGAAGGACUUAAGCAGAGGUAUGAUUCCCCUGCACAUCAGGAGCUGAGCUGGAGCACUAUGAGUGUAGGUAUGAAACAGGCCCCUUUUUCAUUCAUUUGCUCUUCAUAAGUAUUUAAAAGUGGAAGGUGCAUACUGCCAUACGUAACUGUAAAAUGCAUAAAUACCCCUUACCACCUCAUACUAAGCCUCUCAUAGAGAAAACCAGAUCAUAAAACACCUUUCAGCAUCUUGUAUUCCACAGUGCUGCAAGCCUCAAGAUAUUGCAAGCAAUGAAGAUACAAAAGACACUGCUGUUUUCUGCCUUGUUAAUUUUAACUUCAUAAUGUUCCAUUUCUUCUCUUAAGUGAAAAAUGGAUGAUUUUGCUGUGUAGAAAAAGAAUUCUCAUUAAAAACCUUAACUACAGAGGAUUAUUAGCUUGUAACACAUCUGCAAUUUUGUAACUAUGCAUACUUUAUGAAAAGUGCCCUGCCAAAUGUUUUUUACUGCAAAGAAUGAGAGGUAGAAAAACCUUUUAGUAAAACCUCUGAGUAGAUAAAAUUAAUAAAGGCACAGGAUGUAACCUGGUUUUUUGAAGCAGUUAGCCCCAUUCACUUUUAUGGAGUGUUUUCUAACUUUGAUUAAUAAACAUGAGAGAUGUAUCAGACCAAUGGGGAGACUAUAUGCAACAGGGAAUAGUUAGACAAGAACUUGCAAAUACAUUAAGAUGUGUUCCAGUUGGAAGGAAAUUAAAAUGAAAUAGAGUUGAGAAAGCAGUUUGUAUAAAAUGGCUUGCAAUUCUUUGUGUAAUAUUAUUUGUUCAGGAAAAAAAAGUAUUAUAAACCUUUUCAUUAUGCUUAUUAUACCUAAUAAAUGAUGGUGUCUAUGUAUUGUUUCAAAAA
Messenger RNA from Phalacrocorax carbo (great cormorant), 2435 nucleotides. The record is from RefSeq and is a predicted model, not a curated record. NCBI's taxonomy places the organism in Eukaryota, Metazoa, Chordata, Aves, Suliformes, Phalacrocoracidae.